Carassius gibelio (silver crucian carp) is the source of this 2153-nucleotide messenger RNA. It is a transcript of the gene tm6sf2a, whose product is annotated as transmembrane 6 superfamily member 2a. The coding region runs from base 179 to 1309 and encodes 376 amino acids. Lineage: Eukaryota; Metazoa; Chordata; Actinopteri; Cypriniformes; Cyprinidae. Gene Ontology annotation, biological process: lipid homeostasis; regulation of lipid metabolic process. Gene Ontology annotation, cellular component: endoplasmic reticulum membrane; endoplasmic reticulum-Golgi intermediate compartment membrane. The record is from RefSeq and is a predicted model, not a curated record. The transcript is spliced from 10 exons.
CAUCAUCAUCAUCAGUGCUGAGUGAACGACACGACACACAGACACUCAGAUACUGAACUGAAUGGCUCUUUCAUAGCUAUUUAUUGUUGUUUUUGUUUAUAUAUAUAUAUAUUGCUACUGUAUUUCUGCUAGAGUAGAGCUCAGCUGAUUUCAUAUUUGUGGAUUCCUGAUUUCUCAAAUGGAUUUUCCUCCAGAGAUCAGUGUUUUUAUUCUGUCUCUGACAGCACCUUUCAUUCUCUACACAAUCAACCAAGUGUCCUUCCUACAAGAUCCUCAGGUUAUACUGGCAAUAGGGAUAACGGUUCUUACAACCAUAUUUCUCCUGGCAAACCUCAGCGUUAAGAGUCAAAAAUCCACCGACCCUCUCUUCUACGUGUUUGCUGUGUUUUCCUUCACCUCUGUUAUCAGCAUCACCAAUGCACUGCAGCACACCGGAUUUAUCAAGGGCUUCAUGGACUUUUAUAUAAGCAAGGGGGAGCCGUACCUGAGCACAGCACACUGCAUCAUGAUGAGCUUCUGGGACGGAGUCCUUCACUACGCUCUGCUCCUCGUCAUGGUCCACCGCAUGACUGCAGGCAAGCCGUUUCGCAGUUUGGCUCUCUUAUGGGCCGGAUCCAUGACUGCCAGUCAGAUCGUCUUAAUCUCAGGCGUUGUAGUCGGUAAAUAUGGAAAAAACAUUAUCCCCGCUUUCUGGAGAAACGCCCCUUCUCUGGUUUUAACCAUGUGGGCGGCGGCAAAGCUCUUCAACAGGCCGAGAGAGCUGUCAAUCAUUCCUGCAGACAAGGUGGAGGCGGAGCAGAAGAAAGCGCUGCUGUUUCGUCCCACAGAUCUGCUGCUUACGCUGGGCCUCAUAGGAAGCAUCAUCUUCACUGCGUUCAGAGGCUUUGUUGCUCUCGAAUGUUCUCUGGAUUUCUGUUUUACUUAUAUCUUCCAGUACGAGCCGUACAUGAAAGACAGCGUUGGCUUUCCAAAAGUCACGAUGCUGGUGUUCCUCUUCUAUGUUUUGCCGAUCCUGACGGCGUGUGUUUAUGGGCUUCACACUCCUGGAUGCACAUGGAUGUUGGACUGGACUCUGGUUCUCGCAGGAGCUGUAGCUCAGAUGCAGUGGACUCACCUGGGCUCAUCUGUUCACCCGCGCACACCCUUCACCUACAGGAUCCCCAGAGACGAGUGGAGGCAGGUGGUCACGCUGAACCUGCUGUACACAGCCGUGCCCGUCCUCCUCGCCGUCCGCUGCUACAUGGACCAGACCUUCUUCAUGAGGAGCGUUCCUCAGGAGCAGGCCAGCAACGGCAAGAAGAAGAACUAAAACAUGCUCAUGCAUGCCUCCUCUUACUGGACAGUGAAGCGUUUCAGAAGAGAGACUCUGUUAAAACGUGCAGGGAUUAUGUGUAAAAGCAUCAGUGUAUCUGUAUCUGCUAAUAUUAGUGAUUUUGAAAUGUUCAGCGAAGCCAAACAGAAGUUCUGAGACGUUCCCAUCGAGUUCAAACGUUCAAAACGUAACAGUUAGAAAUGUUGCGUUAAUGGAACAUUCCGUUGUAUCACUUUGCAACAUAAAGGAAAUGUUACUUUUGAAUGCUCUGUGAACAUUCUAAAUCAAGAAGUAACAUUUAAAAAACGUUACACACUACAACGUUCCAUUAACGAUGCAUAACUAAAGUUUGUCUGCUGUAACAUUGUUAAUUUUGUAAAUUUGUAACAUUUUAUUGAUGUUACUUACAGUUUUUUUUUUCAUAACUUUUCAGAACCUUCUGAGAACAUUCCCUGUUAUUAUAAGCAGAUUCAAGUAUUUGGGCAUAUUUUAAAUUCUUUUUCUAUACUAGGUUAUAAAAUAUUUCAGUCAUGACAGUCAUGCAUUUUGUUAUUGUCAGUAUCAGUGUGAUUCAAAUAAUAUUAGACAGAUGGCGGGUUGUAUUUAUUUUAUUAUAAGCAUGCCACUGUUUGUGAACACAUGAAAUGGCGAGACAGUAUGGAUUUGAUAUAUUAAUAUUGACCAUGACAAAAUAACUGUUGGUUUAUUGGUAUCGACGAAAAUGUGAGUGAUCCGUUUUUCUUUUUCUCAUGUGUUCAAGUGUUCAAACUAAUGAUCUCAGCCAGCUUUAUCUCUGGUCAGUUGGUGAAAUCUCAAUAAACAUGGACUCUGGACUAGUUUA